Molecule: messenger RNA, 2866 nt
Organism: Haliotis rufescens (red abalone)
Lineage: Eukaryota; Metazoa; Mollusca; Gastropoda; Lepetellida; Haliotidae
Product: ER membrane protein complex subunit 10-like
Exons: 8
Coding region: 56-844 (262 amino acids)
Cellular component (GO): EMC complex
Source: RefSeq, a predicted model, not a curated record
UUCUUAUUGGUUCAAGGGAAAUUAAUCCAUCCCACAAUUCCUAACCAUUUUUAAGAUGGCGGCCCCCAUAGAUUUCACGACAGUUUGGAUGGUGUUAGGGUUAGCACUGUGUUUAACACCCAACGGUAUAUUUGCGUUUGAAGAUGAAUUUGAAGGAUCACGGACACUUACGGUGGAGCACUCAUUUGACAGAGGCCCCAACCCAGUGUACACCAAGAGGGGGACUAUUGUCAUACACUCGCUGAAGGGAAACCGUGCUCGCUUCACACAGACGGCCCCCCUCUCUCCAGAAGAGCGGGCUCAACUCCAGAAUCUGGCACAAAGCAAUGGCAUCUACCGUGUGAGGAUCCCAGUCACAUCGCAGGAGGAUCAGCAGACUCAGAAUGAAGUGUAUAUCUCAACAUUCACCCGAGCUUGUGCAAUAUAUGAGUCUGGACUGAGUGACCAGAUGAUGGUGAACUUUGACCAGUCCGGAGAGGUUCUUGGCAUCUCGCUGACCGCUAUUCCAGGCUUGUGUGUUGGCGCCGAUAUUCCUGCGUCCAACUUGACCAACUGGAAGACAUCUGUGGAAGCAGUUCUGACAGUUUCCGGGCCUGUCCCCGACACACAGACGUAUAUUGAGAAAAUGAAAAGGGAAGAGGCAGAAAAGGCCAAAGGUCAACAAGGAGACAACAGAUCAUUCUUCGGAAAAUAUCAAUAUGUCCUGCAGUUUCAUCUGCUCACAAAUGCAAGUCACACAAAUAGUUCCAGUUCAUCCCACCAGUGGAUGUACAUUGUUCCAUUUGUGAUUCUUGUGAUGGUGGCUUCAUCCUCGGACCCAAACCAGGGAGGUGGAGGGCGAUGAGAGCACGGCACGAGGAGGACAUCAGAUACAUUUGACAGGGAAGAAUAAGUUUGGUAAAAAGUCAAUGAAGGAAUACUUAUAUCCCAGGAAAAAGACUGGCUCAUUUAACUGAUGCUGACGAUGGCUUUUGAGUAUACUACUCAAAACAUGUUAAGGAGCAGCCACAAUUGGAAGGCUGUGUUGCAAUACCCACCAGCGGUGACAGAAAAACUGUAGUCACUUGAAAAAAAUAGGGUGUUCUUUAACUUCUUUUGAGUAGUGUAUGUAGCCUGGGAAGGUCAAAUUGUGUUUAGCAUGUAUUAGGUUCAGGUUUGUGCAUUGUUGAAAGAAGAGGGGAAUAUUUGUCAUCUAACUUUCUACAUCAAGUGAUGUAAUGAGAGAGUGAUGCUGGAUGUGUGUGAAUGAUGGUAUAUUUAUAUAGUAAAGCACACAAGAGUGCCAGCAUAAUAUACCAGUAUGAAUAUGUUUAGGUCAAAGGAUGAAUGAUGUGAAGUUUCAGUGUGCAUCUAAAAUACCUUCUCCUGAUACAUACAUUCAGUUAAGAAAUAUCUCCUGUCGUGUUUGAAUUCCAUCAUUUAAUGUUCCCUAUGAAGGUUGUUUCCUUUGCUGCAACUUCCAAUCUCAUUACAAUCAACAGCAUUCCAUACCUCUCUGAAUGAAUAUUGGAUGACACGUCCACAGCAGGGCGUCCGGUGAACUUUCUAAUCGGACCAUUUUAUGCAUCCUGUCUUUUCUUGAGCGCCAUCCUUCAUUUAUAUGGCAGUUGGAAGUUAGCUCUGGUUUAUCCUGAUGUGACCUUCUCUAGAAGUGUUGUCACAUCUUCACGUGGAGAGGUGUCAUAUUGGUGUGAAACAUUUGAUUUUAAUGAGAUUGCUGCAACUCCAACCGCACAUCACAGAGAUUCAUGUUUGUCAUUCCUGAUAUUUGUUGUGUGUAUGUAUGGGGGGUGUUCGGUUGCCCCAUGGUGUAUGUGUUUAAAUGUUUCACAGAAGACGACCAGGUUGGAUGCCAAGAAAACAAAAGUAGGGGGAAAAUAUUAUUACAUGGAUGCAGUGCUCCAAAUUUAGCAUGAAUGUCAUGAGGUCCUUGUCAUGACCCUUAUGUUGAAGUUAAGAGAUGACGGGGGACCCUAGAUUCAAACACUUUAGGAGAAGAGCCCCAGGACACCCCCCUUUCCGUUUUUUACACUGGAUGUAAAUUUGAAUUCAGGCAAAUUUGAGGCUAGAUCAAGUUGUUUCGAAUAGCAGAAAUUGAAAACUAUUUAGUGGUUGUUUCAGUUUUUUGUAUAUUCUGGACUUACCCGCCCUUUAUGUUACUCUGAAUGUAGUUUCAUGUCAUAGCCACGUUUACAUUUAUUGUGUUUGAUGAGGAGUAUCAUCAAUUUUCUUUAAACAAACUUUCAAGGGCUCUGAUGUGUUGAAAUAAUUGUACUUGAGUACCUGAAUGACCCUUAGUCCAGUUCCCGAUUUCAGUGGUAGGUAUUAUUGCUGUGCAAUGUCUCUCUCCACACCACCCAGUUUCAACAGUAGGCAGUUAUAGCUAUGCCAUGUAGAGAGCACGUCUCUCUCGCCAUCACCCAUUUGUUUCUGCAAAAAUGGCUUCUUAAUGUGUGAGACAUGAGUGCAGGUGAACCAGACCAGGCAAGAUAAUAGCUAAGACAGCUCAUCGAGACAUGUGAUAGUUGUCAUCCAUAACAGUUAAAUGUCUCAUUAGUUCAUUCUUCUGCUGUAUAUCAAAGGAAUAUCAGCAGUAAUUGGUGAUCUAUCUAAACCCAGUUCCGCAUUACCUGUCAGAGCCCUCCAACUAGUAUCAGGAUUAUUGCCUGACUCUAAGACGUUGCUUGUCGGUGGCAGUUGUUUACCAUUCUCAACCAAAACUUGCUUAACGCCAAGACUAAUCUAUAGAAUUUCUGUAGUCACCAGGGAAUAGUGCAUCUUUCUUGUUUAUUCAUGUGAAUGUUUCUAUUUAUUCAAGGAUGUACCUCAGGUGUGUUGUUGGAAUAAAUGUCUUUCUAAAUCAUUA